Molecule: messenger RNA, 8329 nt
Organism: Meriones unguiculatus (Mongolian gerbil)
Lineage: Eukaryota; Metazoa; Chordata; Mammalia; Rodentia; Muridae
Gene: Vldlr
Product: very low density lipoprotein receptor
Exons: 18
Coding region: 629-3166 (845 amino acids)
Molecular function (GO): calcium ion binding; protein binding
Source: RefSeq, a predicted model, not a curated record
CGCGCGGAGCCCCCGGGCCCCCGGAGCCGUCCGGAUGGCGGCGGCUACGGCCCCAGCCACUGCCACUCACGCACGCACGCCGCCACCUGCCCCCGCACCCUCCUCACCGCGCGCGGGAGAGCGGUGCCCGCAGGAGCUGCUGGCCUGAGCUCCCCCGCUGGGGUCCCCGAGCCGCCCGGCCGCACUUCUGCUGCCGCCCGGGUGGGUGCCCCCGGCCGCUCGACUCCGCUGUCCCCGGAGGCGAACGGGCUCCCCGCCCCCUCCUCCCGCGCCGUCCCCUCCCCUCCUCUCUCCCUCCCCUCUUCUGCAACGCCUGCGUUAUUUUCUGCCCGCAGGGUCCGCGCGCGCACCGCGGCCGCGGCGGGGGGGGGGGAGGUGACCGGGUGGGUGGGUGGCCGGGCGGGUGGCUGGCUGGCGGGGAGUAGAGCGUGCAAGUUGCAGGGGAAAAGGGGGUGCCCGCUCCUUCCGUGCUCUCCGUGCUCCCGGCUCCUCACUCCUUCCCCCUCCUCCUCGCCUCCUCCCUCCCCGCCCCCACCUCCUUCCUCCUCUCCGAAGGGCUGGUAACUUGUUGUGCGGAGCGAACGGCGACAACGACGGCGGCGGCGGCGGCACCAUCCGGGCGGGCAGCAUGGGCACGUCCGCGCGCUGGGCGCUGUGGCUGCUGCUCGCGCUGUGCUGGGCGCCCCGGGACGGCGGCGCCACUGCAAGCGGGAAAAAAGGCAAAUGUGACAGCUCCCAAUUCCAGUGCACAAAUGGCCGCUGCAUUACUCUGCUGUGGAAAUGUGACGGAGAUGAAGACUGUGCUGAUGGCAGUGAUGAAAAGAACUGUGUGAAGAAGACCUGUGCUGAAUCUGACUUUGUGUGCAAAAACGGCCAGUGUGUUCCUAACCGAUGGCAGUGUGAUGGGGAUCCCGACUGUGAAGAUGGUUCUGAUGAAAGCCCAGAACAGUGCCAUAUGAGAACAUGCCGCAUAAAUGAAAUCAGCUGUGGCGCCCGUUCCACUCAGUGUAUCCCAGUGUCCUGGCGAUGCGAUGGUGAAAAUGAUUGUGACAAUGGAGAAGAUGAAGAAAACUGUGGCAACAUCACAUGCAGUGCCGAUGAGUUCACCUGCUCCAGUGGCCGCUGUGUCUCCAGGAACUUCGUGUGCAACGGCCAGGACGACUGUGACGACGGCACUGACGAGCUGGACUGCGCGCCCCCGACCUGCGGCGCCCACGAGUUCCAGUGCAGCACAUCCUCCUGCAUCCCGCUCAGCUGGGUGUGCGAUGACGAUGCGGACUGCUCGGACCAGUCGGAUGAGUCUCUGGAGCAGUGCGGCCGGCAGCCAGUGAUCCACACCAGAUGCCCCGCCAGUGAGAUCCAGUGCGGCUCUGGCGAGUGCAUUCACAAGAAAUGGCGCUGCGACGGCGAUCCGGACUGCAGGGACGGCAGCGACGAGCUCAGCUGCCCCUCUCGAACCUGCAGACCUGACCAGUUCGAAUGUGAAGAUGGCAGCUGCAUCCACGGCAGCAGGCAGUGCAACGGCAUCCGAGACUGUGUUGACGGCUCUGACGAAGUCAACUGCAAAAACGUCAAUCAGUGCCUGGGUCCUGGAAAGUUCAAGUGCAGGAGUGGGGAAUGCAUAGACAUCACCAAAGUAUGCGACCAGGAGCAGGACUGCAGAGACUGGAGUGAUGAGCCCCUGAAAGAAUGCCAUAUCAACGAAUGCUUGGUCAAUAAUGGUGGCUGUUCCCAUAUCUGCAAAGACCUAGUUAUAGGCUAUGAAUGUGACUGUGCAGCUGGGUUUGAACUGAUAGAUAGGAAAACCUGCGGAGAUAUUGAUGAAUGCCAAAACCCAGGGAUCUGCAGUCAGAUUUGUAUCAACUUAAAAGGCGGUUACAAGUGUGAAUGUAGUCGUGGCUAUCAAAUGGAUCUUGCCACGGGCGUGUGCAAGGCAGUAGGCAAGGAGCCGAGCCUGAUCUUCACUAAUCGAAGAGACAUCAGGAAGAUUGGACUAGAGAGGAAGGAAUACAUCCAACUUGUAGAACAACUAAGAAACACGGUGGCUCUGGAUGCUGACAUCGCAGCUCAGAAGCUGUUCUGGGCUGAUCUAAGCCAAAGGGCCAUCUUCAGUGCCUCAAUUGAUGACAAGGUUGGUAGACAUUUUAAAAUGAUCGACAAUGUCUAUAAUCCUGCAGCCAUUGCUGUUGAUUGGGUGUACAAGACCAUCUACUGGACUGAUGCGGCUUCUAAGACUAUUUCAGUAGCUACCCUAGAUGGAGCCAAGAGGAAAUUCCUGUUUAACUCUGACUUGCGAGAGCCUGCCUCCAUAGCUGUGGACCCUUUGUCUGGCUUCGUUUACUGGUCAGAUUGGGGUGAGCCAGCUAAAAUAGAAAAAGCAGGAAUGAACGGAUUUGAUAGGCGUCCACUGGUGACGGAGGACAUCCAAUGGCCUAAUGGAAUUACACUUGACCUUGUCAAAAGCCGUCUCUACUGGCUGGAUUCCAAACUGCACAUGCUGUCUAGUGUGGACCUGAAUGGUCAAGAUCGCAGGAUAGUGCUCAAGUCUCUGGAGUUCCUAGCGCACCCUCUUGCACUCACAAUAUUUGAGGAUCGUGUCUACUGGAUAGAUGGAGAAAAUGAAGCGGUGUAUGGUGCCAAUAAAUUCACUGGGUCAGAGCUGGCUACGCUAGUCAACAACCUCAAUGAUGCUCAAGACAUCAUUGUCUACCAUGAACUCAUCCAGCCAUCAGGUAAAAAUUGGUGUGAAGAAGAUAUGGAGAAUGGAGGAUGUGAAUACCUCUGCCUGCCAGCACCACAGAUCAAUGAACACUCUCCGAAAUAUACCUGUUCCUGUCCCAAUGGGUACAAUCUUGAGGAAAAUGGACGAGAGUGUCAAAGGAUUAACGUGACCACAGCGGUAUCAGAGGUCAGUGUUCCCCCAAAGGGGACAUCAGCCGCCUGGGCCAUCCUUCCUCUCUUGCUCUUAGUGAUGGCAGCAGUAGGUGGCUACUUGAUGUGGCGGAAUUGGCAACAUAAAAACAUGAAGAGCAUGAACUUUGACAAUCCUGUGUACUUGAAGACCACUGAAGAGGACCUCUCAAUAGACAUCGGCAGACACAGCGCUUCAGUAGGACACACAUACCCAGCAAUAUCAGUUGUAAGCACAGAUGACGACCUCGCCUGACAUCUGAACAACUCUUAACCCGUGAGGUUCAAACCAAGAACACCCAACUCUGAAAUGGUAACUGAGCCAGCGCUGAAGUCUUUUCUUCCUCCCAUCUGGAAGAACAUCAAGAUAUCUUUUCGUGGCUCAAGUUUGUGUACUUGACCAUUUUUAUAUUACUUUUGUAAAUACUCUUGGCCACAUUCUACUUCAGCUUUGGAUGUGGUUACCAAGUAUCUUUAACCCUGACUCUCUAGACAGUAUUGCCACCUCUGGCCAAAUAUGCACUUUCCCUAGAAAGCCAUAUUUCAGCAACGAACCUUGUGCCAUAGUGACUCCCACCUGUACAUACACUGUAUAGGCCACCUGUACAUACCCCAGAGAACAAUCACUAUUCUUAAGCACUUUGAAGAUAUUUCUAUGUAAAUUAUUGUAAACUUUUUUUCAAUGGUUGGGACAAUGGCAAUAGGAUAAAACGGGUUACUAAGAUGAAAUUGCCAAAAAAAAAAAAAUUUGUAAACUAAUUUUGUACGUAUGAAUGAAAUCUUUGACCUCCGUGGAGGUUUGCAAAGACUGACUUCAAACUACUGUACAUUUUUUUUCAAGUGCUAAAAAGAUUAAACCAAGCAGCUUAACCCUGGUUUUGAUCAUUCCUCUAAGAUGAGCUUCUGAGAAAAGGAGUACCAAAUGCUCUAGACAUCUAAGCUAUAGUUCUUGAUGUUGUACAACUAAGUCCAUAAUUGGGCUAGAAUCUUUUACAACUAAGAACUAACAACAAAAAUUAGUAUUUAGUAUUUGUUCCCCCAAAUCUAUCAUCUAUCCUUCCUUUCUUUUUUCCUUCCUUCUUUCCUUUCUUCCUUUUUCCCUUUCUUCCUUUCCUUUCUUCCUUCCUUUCUUCGAUGCUUGCUUUCUUCCUUUCUCCAUCCCUCCCUCCCUUCCUUUCAUUUCUUUCCUUCCCUUCCCUUCCUCUCUUCUGCUUUCCUUCCUUCCUUUCUUUUCUUCCUUCCUUUGCUGGCCUCAAACUUGCAAUGCCCCUGCCUCAGCUUCCCAAGUUCUAAGAUUACAUGCCUGUACCACUAUACCCAGCCCAUUUAUUUUGUUUUUUAUUUUAUAAAAGACACUGUCUUCAAAGAAUUCCUUUUGCUAACAGAAGAUUUCUUUUUCUUAUUUUCUUUCACAAUGAUCUAGAAAUACAUGCUAAGAUUCCCAUGAAUUCUCACACUUGGUUGUCCAUGUUCUAUCACUCUUUGUAGGUCAAAGACAAGUGCCUUCUCUGGCAUGGGAAAGGGCUCGAUUAUAAGAGUCUGGCCUGUCUUACCAUGGAGCUGGGUAGGAAGGAUACUCGGAAGUGUUCUUGAACAGUCUAAGUUGCGGUUCUUAGUGUGUCUCAGGAACAGCAGCAUGGGCUGCUAGGAACCUAAUAGAAAUGAGGAUUUUGAGCCUCACCCCAAACCUACUUAAUCAGAAACCCUAGUGAUAGGGACGAGGAAACAGUUUUCACAAACUCUUCAUGUACUUCUGAUAUAACCUAAAGUUUGACAAAGAAAUCAUGUUAAUGCGGCUUCAUGGAAAGUAUAACUGUAACAUUGUCUAGCAUCAUAUAUGUAGAGACAUGUUCUUCCUGUGGGGAAUUGGUAGAACUCUGUGUGAACAGACAAGGAGUUGGGGGUACUGUAUAAAGGGGGGGGGAGAUUUGUUUGUUUUCUAUCACAUUGGCUGCCACAUCCUUACUCUGAAGUGUCAAGAUGCCUGGGAAGUGAAGAAAGAUGCAAGGCUUAAAGCACAGUCAGGAUGCUCUACCUAACUCUUCUGUGAGGUGUAGAACAGCACCGGUUCCUCGGGGAAGAAUUGGCCGAGCUAGUAUCUAAAACAGUCAAAGUCAUUUUGUUCUUUUAACCUUAUCUCUUUUGUAAAAGAGAAAUUUAGAUAGAGAUUUACAGUAGAUUAAAAAAAAUGUACAAAGUCACUGACAGAGUGUUGUUAAGUAUUGCUAGAGUAGCUAGCUAUCUGGUGAGACUGCUAAUUGGUUCAGUGUAUAAUAGCUUAUAAGGGAUGAGAACACUGGCCUUUAUUACCCAGACAAAACCUUAAGAACUCUGUGAGAUGGGUUGAUGCAAAUUGGGUGAGUCUCCAGAGCAGUGGUUCCCAACCUGUGGGCCUUGACCCCUUUGGGGUCACUUAUCAGAUAUUCUGUAUAUCAGACUUAUGUUACAAUUAAUAACAGUAGCAGAAUUAUAGUAGGAACAAAAUAAUUUUAUAGUUGGGUUAGGGUGCUCUAUUUAAGGGUCGUAGCAUUAGGAGGGUUGAGAACCACUGCUCUAGAGCUUACUGUAGUAAAUAACUCAGUAAGGGGUGAAAGAUGAGCAACAAAUUCUUAGGAAGGAUAUUUAUGAUUAAACUACCUUGUCACGUAAGGCAACUGUGAGUGGAAUGUCCAGGGACUUGAGGAAUAUCUGCAAAGGAUAGAAAAAUCAAUAGAUUUGUAGACCCUGGUGAAGAAAUCUAGCCAAGUCUCACAGUCCCGAAUCUGUAAAAAGGUGUAAGGAGCUAUAUGCUCCUCAGCAAGAAGCAGGCCUGGCAGAUGACCAGUCCCCUUAGAAUAUUUGAACAACUACUUUGAAGCCUUGGCAUCAUUCCUGAGCCUUUGGAUCUGGAUAAAUUGGGGGCAAAAAUAAUUCUUUGAGGCUUCUACUUGGCGCUUGCCUUGAUUGCCUUUGUUAUUAGAAGUCAGGCCACCCCAUCAAAGUGAGCAAGCGAGUUUUACACAGCACUGACUGUUGACCUGUUAAAGGACUAGCUUUUCAGCUGAGAACACUGCAGAAAUCUGAGACCCACCCAAAGUCUAGCCUUUAACCAUCUUCACUCCAAACCCAAAGAAGCUGGCGGGCUUCCUGUGAAUCAGGCAGUUAAACAGAAUUGAUUUCCUAGCAUUCUGAACUAGUAAAAUCUUUCCUAAUGGGACAGUAUGUUCCCUUAAGCUUUUAUUUGUGGCAAAACAAACAAUCAAAUAAAAAAAAAUCACAGACCUUUUUGCUUACUUAGAUUCAAGAACAACAACAACCAAAAAAUAAGAAGAAGAAGAAAAUUAAAAUAAAAAUAAAAGCUAUUCUUGAUCAGACUUUCAGCCUUUUGUUUCUAAAGCCAAUGUUUUGCCUUCUAUGGAAAGAGUAUGACUUGGGUCCCAAUUUCAGCCAUAUGCUAGACUCAAACUGAGCAAAUUCCGGAGAUGGAAAAAAAGCCUAUAAGGGUAUCUUGUUUUCAAGGAAAAAGGAAAAUGACUUUGAAGAUGAGACAGUCUUUAUACAGGUUUACUUGUUUCUUUUUUUGUUCGGUUAUUUUUCUCCCAGCCAGCAUGGAGGUUUGUAGCUCACCAGAGCUUUGUGGAAGGAUAGUAACGGUGUUUGUGUGACUCUCCUUCCUAUCCGCCUUCACCAGCGAGAAGCUGAAUGUAAGUUAGUAGGGAGUCCUAGGUUGAGGUUUGUGAUUGCAUCGCUUUACAGUGUCAUUUCAGCUUAGUGUUUAUGAACCCGGCUCAUCCAAGACACAGGAAUGAAGUGUAGCCACAGACCAGGGUCCGAUUAGGUCUCCCUGUGUGUGUCUGUGUGGGGCAUGGGAAAGUGUGAGACAGAAAAAGUGUGGGGAGUGUGGGCUCGGCAGUGACUCUGGGAUAUCUCAAGAAUGGCUUUAUUGGCUGUGCUUGGGGGAAAAGUAACGCAGGCGGCUGGGUGGGUUUGUUUAGAGCUCUACCUGUUAUGUCAACAGCACAUACUUCUCUGUCCUGUGGGUGCCAGCUUGGGCAAGUUCCUAAGCUUCUCUGUGGUACAGAGAUGACAGAGACUCUCUGGGACAAAAGGAUGGGUAAUAGAAUCUAAUUGUUCAGUACAGUGUCUGGCAUUUGAUGUGUAUGGGCAAACGUACUGUCACUGUCAGUAUGUGUUUCUACAAAGCCCGGGGGACUGGUAAGUGACCGCGGGUGGGCAAGGCAGGCAGCUUCCCUCACUGAGUAACGAGGGCCUUUCACCCUGAUAAUACUUGUCCCCCAUCACACUGAAGUCUGAAGUUCAGCCCAUACAGGUGAAAAGCCUUGAAGGGCUCUAUAAUUUAAACGCUGGAGUCAUAGCUGGUCUGCAUCUGCCUCCAUCUUGACUGCUCCUCCUAGGACACAGAAACAAGUAUUGGAACAUGCAGAGUCUUUAAAUGGCUGUUGAAGCGUUUUUAUUGGCCCUUCAGUUCUUACCGUAUGCUUGAUGUUGUGCUAAAUAAAUGUUCUUCCAUCUCUUAUUAGGGCUUCCCAGUAACCCUAAUAGGCAAGGACUAUCUUCAUGUUGCAGAUGUAAAAGCUAAGGCUAUGAACCAUGUGAGAUUGCAAACCAAAUAAGCUUGCUGCCUUGGUUUCGGGAGAGGGUGCUGUCCUGUGCAAAAUGUUAAGCUGUAUAUCACAUUGUAUGUUUGCCGAGUCUCCUUUUCUAUAGCCUGAAGAGCAUGGGUACAGUUUCUCAGUUGUUUCAGAUCCAGUAUGAUGGUGCACAGAACUAUAAAGUUGACACCAAGGCCUCAGAAUACCACAGUACCACUCAGUUAAGCCAUGCCUUCAAGAUGCUAGACUUGGUAGGGUCCUUUUCCUUGGUCACCAGAGUAGAAAUAUGGAUAGCUUUAAAGAAAAAAAAAAAAACAACACAGAUUUCCUAAAGGAAUUUGGAGACAUCAUAUCAGUCACUAGCAGAGCACAUUAGGGGAAAGCGUGCUACCACACAAUAAUUCUCAGUUUCCGAGGCAGCCAAGUGGAGAACACACCAGAGAAGACAGGAGGAAUGUGGCUUGCUCACAGAAUGAUGGUGCUGUGACUUAAAAACCGAUCUCAAGUGUUUCAGAAUCUGCCAUGAUACCCGGCUGUUUCUCAAUUUACUUGUAUACUUGGAGAGAAAAGAAUGUUUUUAAGUAGAAAGAUUGACUUCACAAAACUAUCUAGUGUCUUUUAAAUAUCACACUUGGUACUAAAAUAUGAUUUAAGAGCCUGUGGUGCCACAGGAGGCCCAUGUACACACCAGACCAUCCUCAACUUAGGAUCGUCACUGUUGUAAAGGCACAUGUUGGAACUCAUCAAGUCCUGCUGACCUGUAGAUAAUUAUUUUUCUCUAAAUGAACUGUACAUUUAUCUUAAAUAAAAAUUUAUUUUUGAGAUAA